Messenger RNA from Plasmodium gallinaceum, 960 nucleotides. RefSeq names its product type I signal peptidase, putative. Gene Ontology annotation, molecular function: serine-type endopeptidase activity. The record is from RefSeq and is a predicted model, not a curated record. The coding region runs from base 1 to 960 and encodes 319 amino acids. The transcript has a single exon. Gene Ontology annotation, cellular component: membrane; mitochondrial inner membrane peptidase complex. NCBI's taxonomy places the organism in Eukaryota, Apicomplexa, Aconoidasida, Haemosporida, Plasmodiidae.
AUGAUUAUAUAUUCUCAUUUCAUUAAAAGUAUAUCUUUCUUAAAAAUUUUACAGAAAAAAAUUUUAUAUAAGAAUAAAGUUAAUUAUAAUACUUUAGGUUAUAAUAAGGCUAAUAAGAGAAAAUAUAGACUACCUAAUAAUAAUAAAAUUUAUAUGAAAAAUAUAAAAUUAAAUAAAAAUGGAUUACAGUCAAAAAAUAGAGUAAAUCUAGUAAGAAAGUAUCCAUCAAAAAAAAGAAAUAAUAAUAAUUUUAAAAUAAAUGCAUUAAACAAAAAGAAUUUUAAUAUUAAUUUUACAAAAAUCAAAUAUCUAUUAAAUUUUACUAAAAAAAUAACAUUAUGCAGUUUAUUUAUAUAUGCAAUAAAUAAUUAUUUUUUUGAUAUGACUCUCACUAGUGGUUCAAGUAUGCACCCUCUAAUAGAUAAAAAUGGAGUUAUUUUAUUUUAUAUUUGUAAUGAUGCAUUAAAGUUUUUUUAUAAAUUACAUAAAAUAUAUAUAGAUAGUUAUAUAUAUAUUUUACAAAAAUACAACAAUAUAAUAAAAUUUAUGUUUCGUCUUAAUAAUAUCAUAUAUUUUAAUGAAAAUAUUUCUGAAAAAAUAACAAAUUUAAAAAAAAAAAAAGAAAAAAGUAAACACAUUUAUAACAGAGGAGAUGUUGUAUUAUUAAUUUCUCCUGUUAAUAGUAAUAAAAGAGUAUGUAAAAGAAUUAUUGCAAUAGAAAAGGAUAAAAUAUAUGUUGAUAAUUUUUAUUCUUUUAUUGAAAUACCUAAAAAUAACGUAUGGAUAGAAGGAGACAAUAAGAAUGAUUCAUUUGAUAGUAGAAAUUAUGGUUGUGUGCAUGUAAAUUUGAUAGUUGGUAAGGCAUUUUUUUUACUAGAUCCUUUUAAAAGCUUUUCUUUUAUCAAUAGUAAAAAAAAUUAUCAAAUAGAAUCAUCUCGAUUUUUAUAUUUAUCAGAAUAA